CGGCCCGGCGACGGGGGAGUUCCCGCGAGUGGCCCCGCGCCCAGGCCGCGCGGGGGGCUGUUCGAGCGGAGGCGGGGGGAACCGCCGGGGCACCAAAAUAGGAGCCGCUUGUGGGCUGGCCCUGCACUAGCAGGCGGCCUCCGCCGCGCCGCUUCCAAAGAUGGUCAGAGGGUCGGGAGGCGCCCCCGCCCCCGCUCGCCGCUAGCCUGCGGGCCAGCACCGAGUCCCGGGGCCGCCGCCGGAGCCAUGGCUCUAAAAGGACAAGAAGAUUAUAUUUAUCUUUUCAAGGAUUCAACACAUCCAGUGGAUUUUCUGGAUGCAUUCAGAACAUUUUACUUGGAUGGAUUAUUUACUGAUAUUACCCUUCAGUGUCCUUCAGGCAUAAUCUUCCAUUGUCACCGAGCUGUUUUAGCUGCUUGCAGCAAUUAUUUUAAGGCAAUGUUCACAGCUGACAUGAAAGAAAAAUUUAAAAAUAAAAUAAAACUUUCUGGCAUCCACCAUGAUAUUCUGGAAGGCCUUGUAAAUUAUGCGUACACUUCCCAAAUUGAAAUAACUAAAAGAAAUGUUCAAAGUCUACUUGAGGCAGCAGAUCUGCUACAGUUCCUUUCAGUAAAGAAGGCUUGUGAGCAGUUUUUGGUAAGGCAUCUGGAUAUUGAUAAUUGUAUUGGAAUGCACUCCUUUGCAGAAUUCCAUGUAUGUCCGGAACUAGAGAAGGAAUCUCGAAGAAUUCUAUGUUCCAGGUUCAAGGAAGUAUGGCAGCAAGAAGAAUUUCUAGAAAUCAGCCUUGAAAAGUUUCUCUUUAUCUUGUCCAGAAAGAAUCUCAGUAUAUGGAAAGAAGAAGCUAUCAUAGAGCCAGUUAUUAAGUGGACUGCUCAUGAUGUAGAAAAUCGAAUUGAAUGCCUAUGUAAUCUACUAAGUUAUAUCAACAUAGAUGUAGAUCCAGUGUAUUUAAAAACAGCUUUAGGCCUUCAAAGAAGCUGCUUACUAACCGAAAACAAGAUACGCUCUCUAAUAUACAAUGCUUUGAAUCCCAUGCAUAAAGAAAUAUCCCAGAGGUCCACAGCCACGAUGUAUAUCAUUGGAGGCUAUUAUUGGCAUCCUUUAUCAGAAGUUCAUGUAUGGGACCCUUUGACAAAUGUUUGGAUUCAGGGAGCAGAAAUACCAGAUUAUGCCAGGGAGAGCUACGGUGUUACAUGUUUAGGACCCAAUAUAUAUGUAACGGGGGGCUACAGGACAGAUAACAUAGAAGCUCUUGAUACAGUGUGGAUCUAUAACAGUGAAAGUGAUGAAUGGACAGAAGGUUUGCCAAUGCUCAAUGCCAGGUAUUACCACUGUGCGGUCACCUUGGGUGGCUGUGUCUAUGCUUUAGGUGGUUACAGAAAAGGGGCUCCGGCAGAAGAGGCCGAGUUCUAUGAUCCAUUGAAAGAGAAAUGGAUUCCUAUUGCAAACAUGAUUAAAGGUGUGGGAAAUGCUACUGCCUGUGUCUUACAUGAAGUUAUCUACGUCAUUGGUGGCCACUGUGGCUACAGAGGAAGCUGCACUUAUGACAAGGUCCAAAGCUACAAUUCAGAUAUCAAUGAAUGGAGCCUCAUCACCUCCAGUCCACAUCCAGAAUAUGGAUUGUGCUCAGUUCCAUUUGAAAAUAAGCUCUAUCUAGUCGGUGGACAAACUACAAUCACAGAAUGCUAUGACCCUGAACAAAAUGAAUGGCGAGAAAUAGCUCCCAUGAUGGAGAGGAGGAUGGAGUGCGGUGCUGUCAUCAUGAAUGGAUGUAUUUAUGUCACUGGAGGGUACUCCUACUCAAAGGGAACGUAUCUUCAGAGCAUUGAGAAAUAUGACCCAGAUCUUAAUAAGUGGGAAAUAGUAGGUAAUCUUCCAAGUGCGAUGCGGUCGCAUGGAUGUGUUUGUGUGUAUAAUGUCUGAUUGAAUCUGAGAAAUGACCAAGUAAUCACUAUUUUGGGGUGUAGUUAAAAAAAAAAAAGCACAGGGUGUGGAGUCUCUUACUUGUUAUUGUCUGGCACAUCACAGGAGAUGGGUAAAUUUUAAUUCCUAACCCUAUUCUACUCCUGAGUCCAGUGAUUUAUGGUCAAGAAAAAUCUUAUGUAUACAUACAGUUGAAUCAGUGGGAUUAACUGUUCUAAACCCUGCUUUUCAAAAGUAAUAUGGAAUAUUUGACAGUUGGUAAAAGGUCAAAUGCCUUUGUAGUAAAUCUUUUCCUCCUGGUAGCAUCAACACUGGGUAUAGGUCAAAAUCAUUCUAUGGAAUGAAAUGUCUUUUACGAGUCUGUAAUGUAAUAGUGUAUACUAAGGUUCCAUUUAGCUAGUAGGAAUUUGAAAUUUAAAGAGGGUAUCAUCUCUACCUCUACAACAUCAACACAACAUUUUUUUCACCUUUAGAAUUAUUUAGAAUGUGGACUUAAGUAUAGUUUUUUUUCUUUGUAGUGUGUAUAAUUUAUUGUUAUUCUUUAUUUACUGACUACCAGAGGUAUGCAAAAUAGUAUGCAAAGAUUAUUACUGUUCAAAGAGUUUACAAACUAAAUUUAAAAGGAUGGCAAGUCUGAAAAAUUGUAUAGAAAAUAGUCAAACAUUUGUUGAUGCUAUUUUUAGUUUUCAUCUUUGAUGUAAAUUGCUUGUUUAGAUGUCUUUAAGCAUGUUAGAAAAUCCUCUGUAUUAAGUAUAGAUAAAUGUCUGCCUAUAAAAUUGAAUUUUAGAACCAAAAAGCAUGUACAACAGUUGUGAUAUAGUAGAAAAUUACAUUGACAAGAAAUUUGCCUUCAUUUCCCAGUUCUGCCACUAACUAGAUUUUGUGACUUGAGUCACGCCACUUCUCCAUGAUUAGACAUCCCUGACCCAUGCACACUGGCACUGCAGGUCAUAGAUAUGCCUAGAUACAGAUCCCCAAUCCGCCAAAGGUAGCCUGGGUGGCUGGAGCCUCUAGGCCAGAAACAACUUUGCCCAUUUUCCCCAGUAUGCCUACAUACUACUUUCCAUGUUCAUCAUGACUUGAGAAAAGUUGGGAAGCAUUGCUUAAGUUGACUCAUCUAAACUUUUAGUUAUCUGUGAAACCAUCUAUUCUGCACUUUUUAAAAAAGGAGCCAAUAAUUAUUUUUAACUUUAAAUACUGCAGUUUAAAACUACUAACACUUCUGAUCUUUAAAAAAAAAUUUUAGGAAGAGAUUGUUUAAUGCAUUCAUUUCAGAUGGCAUUUUAAGUAAAUACAACCUUUUGGGAAUGCUGUAUGUAGGUGUACUACAUAGCAAGAGCUCUAAAAAUGGCCCUAUCCUUUGCCCCAUAAAUUCUACUCCUACAUUUUUAACCUAAAGAAUGAUACAAAAAAAAAGGUAAAUGCAUGAAGAUGUUUGUAUCUACAUUAUUUAUAAUAGCAAAAAAUUGGAAAAAGUCUAUAUGUCAGUGAAGAAAGUGGGCUAAUGAAAAUAGUGAGGUAUUAUACUGCCGUUAAAAUAAUUAUUUGGAAGAAUAUGUACAAACAUGGAUGUGUCUGUGAUAUGGUAAGUAAAUAAGCACAAUAGUAUGCCCACUACGAUUGUGACUUCGUAAAAUCUUUGUGCAUGUGGAAGGUAAUAUACAAAACAAAAUCAUUGAUCAGUGUGGGGGGAUACAGAAUGGUUUUUAAUUUAUUUAAAAUUUUUCUUUAAUAUUUGUGUUUUCAAUAAAAAUAAAUAAAUAUACAUGGUAAGACUA
Molecule: messenger RNA, 3701 nt
Organism: Cynocephalus volans (Philippine flying lemur)
Lineage: Eukaryota; Metazoa; Chordata; Mammalia; Dermoptera; Cynocephalidae
Gene: KLHL23
Product: kelch like family member 23
Exons: 4
Coding region: 247-1923 (558 amino acids)
Molecular function (GO): protein binding
Source: RefSeq, a predicted model, not a curated record